AUGAAGAAUAGUUAUUCCACAUCAACGAGUGGUGGAAUUUUAUAUAGUUCCGAAUUUAUUCAAGUUAAUUUAGCUGCUGAUGCAAAGGGUGAUGAAGAAAAUGGUUUUCAACCCAAGGCUGCAUGUGUCUCUUGUAGAAAGCUACAUCGUCGAUGCUCAAAGGAAUUUCCGAAAUGCUCUGAAUGUGUUACUCAUCACAGAAAGUGUAUUUACAUGGAUACAAAAACAAAAGAAAGAAAUCUAGCCUCAUCAUCAUCAACAGAUCGCACUACUAGUAGAGAUAGUAGGGGUAAUAACCAGAAUAAUAAUAACAGCAAACGAUCAAUGAGGAGAGCAGCGUCUACAAUUGAAGAACCUCAAAUUGCAAUCACAGAGGGACUAAUUAAGAAAAGUAUCAAGAGACAAACGUUCAAUGUCUAUAUGGACUUGGUUUGUAUGGGACUACCAUUCAUUACCCCUCAAAAUUUUGAAAACAUGCUCUUUUCUGAGAAUAUUCUGAAUCAAAACACUAAUGCAACCAGUAUUAAGGCAUUAUUUCUAUCAAUACAGUCAUUGUGUGAUCAACGGUUUGGAAGAAGGGAUGCUGCUAUUGCUGCCUUCAAUGAAGCAAAAAGUGAGCUACAUCAAGUUUUUGAAGAUUACGAUAACUAUCUAAAUAUUUGUACAUAUAAUAAUUUAGCUUACUUUUCUGGUGCUGAGGGAGAGGAUCAAAUGUCACAAUGGUUCAUGUCACCAGUAGAGUAUUACCUAUCAAAAUAUUCUGAAUUGAAUUUUAAUUCCCAUAACGAGCUGAUAGGACUUGCCUUUGAAAAUUUGAACAAAGGGAGUGGAAUAACUAAAUUAUUUUAUUUUGAUAAUAGAUACAAAUGGACAAGUCUCACUUUUGGAGAUUAUAUAGGAAUACCUUUCAAGUUAUCUACUGGGAAAAGAUUACCUCCUGAAUUGAAGCAAUUGGUGGAUCGUGAUUUGAAUGAAAACACAGCACAAGCUGAGUCAGCAGUUCUUCAAUGCAUUCUUCAAUUUAUGAAACAACACCAUCAAAAGCUUGUGCAUUCACCUGGUUUUCUCAACUUGUCUCGCAUAGUGGAUGUAUCUAGUUUUACCAAAACAAGAAUAGAAUCACUCCGAGUACUCUAUUCAAAAGCAAAUAGCCAAGAAAAGAGAGAGUUAUUUUUCAAAGAAAUGCUCAAUCUUGCAAAUACGACUACUGAACUAAGCAAGGAUGAUCUAUUCCCAUACAUUUUACCUACCAAUAUUUUUGGUUUUGCUCUAGCUGCAGAAAUUCAUUUGGAAGCAUUGUCUAAUUUUUCUCAUUUAGUAUCUGUUAGCGAAAUUUUAGGGCAUCUCAAACAAGAUUUCCUAGCCCUUACUGUCCUUGCAAGGAAAUAUGGAAGAGUGCAGAAAGUUUAUGGGUACAUCUAUGAUGAAAUUCAGUCGGUAUUGUUAAAUAAUGGAGUUCCUGCUGAAGAGUUAUUGAACCUCAUUUCUAAUAAUUCAUUCAAAACACCAUCUACCCCUAAAUUAUAUCCCCCUAUUACUGUAAAUAAUCAAACCCAUACAAUUUCUCCCACCAACAACUCAACAGAUCAAGUUAUAACUUCUGAAAACUCUUCGCCCACUUCUGAAAAUGUAUCAAAGAAGAAGGAUUUUCCAUCGGCAGCUUUUCUUAAUAAUACGCUUCGUAAUUUCAAGAAAACAAUUUCCAACCAAGAAAUUUGCACGAUAACUCCUCGAAGUUCUACAACAUCAGAUAGCCCAAUUAAUGAGGAAGAAAUAUCCUGCUUGAAAAAUCAAACACUCUCAAUACUGCAACAAACAUUUUCAAAAUAA
Messenger RNA from Naegleria gruberi, 1830 nucleotides. RefSeq lists its product as uncharacterized. The coding region runs from base 1 to 1830 and encodes 609 amino acids. The transcript has a single exon. Gene Ontology annotation, biological process: regulation of DNA-templated transcription. Gene Ontology annotation, molecular function: DNA-binding transcription factor activity, RNA polymerase II-specific; zinc ion binding. The record is from RefSeq and is a predicted model, not a curated record. Lineage: Eukaryota; Heterolobosea; Eutetramitea; Acrasida; Naegleriidae.